UCAGAAAGUUACCGUUUUAAAUAGAUUGACUGAAUAAUAAAAAAGCUCAGUCAUUGUAAUAAUCAGCAGUUAUCUCAUUUCAUAUUCAAGAGACAUUUGUUUGAAUUCACUAGAACGAAGUCGAGUUAUGUUUCAAAUGUUUAUCAUCGCUUUCUUACUAUACAAGCUAUAUUACCCAAUAGCAAUAUUCAGGAAAAGGGAGAAGUUGCAGUAGAUAUGAAAAAAAUCGCAUUUUCUAAAUCAACAUGAGCUCUAAGAACAAAGAGACUUUGCGUUGUUUGAGGUUACAUUGAUAAGAGAGAGAAUUGAAAGGCAUGUGAGAUUAGAUUACAUCCUGUUAUCAAGAUGAAAUCUACCAGCUUUUAACGGUCACCUCCUGAAAUGAGUCAUAUAUAAGAAUAAGAAAGAGGACAUCACACUCGGGAUUGUACUACACUACAUUCUCUUCCUGCACAACGAUGAGUCAUAACUCAGCACAGCACCACUUACUGUGCCCAUCAUGCCACAUGUGGUAUGACGAAGGCGCCCACACGCCUAAAGAAAUGCCAUGUCGCCACAGUAUUUGUGCCGCUUGUAUCCUGAGCCUUUUAGGAUUCCCUUUACAAAAUGUACAGCCACAGGAACCUCCUAUUCCGGUGGGAAAAGCAUUCCAUUGCUGUGUGUGUCAUAUUGAAGUCAAAACGGAUGUGAUCUAUACCAACAGGGCCUACAUAGCAGAAAUGAGAGGACUACCCAGUGUUGAGGCUUUAAUCAUUGGGGAUCCUUCAAAGCCUGUUGGACAGCAUCAUUAUCCACAUCACCCACAAGUUUAUCCAUCCGCACCCACUCACCCUGUUGCUCCACUUCCCCACCCUGGAGGCUUACCAGGUUUUCCAUAUCCCCAUGGAAUGCCUGGAACACCAAUCCCUCCUCCUCCCGGAGGGCUUCCUCCAAGUGGGCCCACCGCAUUUACCUAUCCAAGGCCUCCACAACCUAUGCCUCCUUACGGAGGGCAUUCCCCUCAUAGUGGGGGUCAUCAUCCACAUCCAAGCCAUCAUCACGCUCAUCAUGGAAGCCACCAUCACGACCAUCCUGGUGGGCAUCACCCUCAUCACGAAGGCCAUCAUCAUGGACAUGACGCUCACCAUGGUCAUCACGCUCAUCAUGAAGGUCAUCACUUCCAUCACGGAAAGAAAGCUAAGAAGCAUAAGCACAAAAAGGAACACAAGAAACACAAGAAGUCAUCGUCGAGUUCGUCAUCAUCAUCAUCAUCAUCCUCGUCUUCCUCUGAUUCAGAGUGAGAGUGAAAACUUGGCUAUAUCUCGGAGAUUGUAAAAGAUAUCUUAAUUCUGUUGUAUUAAGUUCAUUUGGACAGUUUUCAUUUCUGUUGGUCCCUCGUUUUUAUGAAAAAAAUCCUAUAGUCAUCAUAAAAAAUGAUAAUUUAAAUAAAAAAAUUUGAAAAAUUGGAGGUAUCCAUAAAAUCUCUUGUGGUUACUUGGAAUAUUAAGGUGAAUGUUUGUGUCUUCCAAUAAUCUUGUUAAUAACGCAAUUAAUGUUGCAGUUACCGUUAUGUAAAGUCAGAAGGGUCUCUUAUCCCUAAUAUACCAUUUUUUCAUUGUCAGAUAGUCAUGUUACACAAUAUUUCAUGAGUUGUGCAUUAGCUUAAUCGACUUUUUUUACAGAUCCAUAAGAGGAAAGAAGCCAAGAUUCAGAAAUAUUUAAAAAUACCUCAUAUUUGAAAGCACUUUAGAUUAUCUAAGUCAAGGCAAAGUUCUUUAAAUUACUCAAUUGGUAACAGCUGACGUUUAUGGAUGAUUUACAACUAUUUGGCCUGUUUAUACAUUGUAAUAUCAGAGUAUAUUUGACCUGGAAUACAUACCAGUUACGUGAAAUGUUUACUUUACUGGUAAUUUCAAAAAUAUUUCUAGGCCCAAAGAUGGCAGUGUUAUUGCUGUCCAAAGCCAAUAGCAAAAAUUCAUGAUUUGCCUCAAACCUGAACACUCUGCGAGUGCGGAAGGACCGGAAUAAAUCUGAUUUAUAAGUUAAAUUAAUGAUUAAGAUUUGCCGAAUUAUCUUUUUCCUUGCAAGUGUACCAACAAGAUGACAAUGUAAUAUAUGAGUAUUUAAUGAGAUUUGUAAAAUAUAUUUGGCAAACGCUUUCCCUAAUAAGAGAAAAAAGAUUUCAACAAGAGAUAUUUACUGAACAGUAUUUUAGACUUAUGCCCAGUGAAAAAAGGAGAGUUCCUACACCAUGUCUCUAAUAUCUAUAACAAAUGUAACCAUUACACAGCAAUAAAAAAAGAUAUGAAGUCGGCGUCUAAUCUGAUGGCCAAACAACCAGUUAAUAAACUUGAUAUAAUUUAUACAUUUAAUUUUUGUCAGAUAAAUUUUCAAAGUAUUUUCCAUAACUUCUGAUCACAUUUCAUCAUCAUCAACAAUGGUCACUAGAGAAAUCUGCAUGUGACGUCAAAUGACAGCAGUUGUGAAAAAAAAAAAUCGGUACUGUCGUGUUUGGGGGUAAAAUUCCAGAACACUGAAAUACACAACCUUGGCUGUGAGAUUAAAAUAGAUUUCCCCUAACAAAAAUGCUGCUUCGCUCAUUUUGCCAUACGAAUUAUAAAGGGCGAAAACUCAUUUGUGCAUAAUAGUUGUAUAUUUCCAUGAUUUAAAGUCUUAAAGUGACAGAUUAUAAGAUUUCAUAUUUCUCAAAGACAAAAAAAAAAUUUUUCGUUACUUCCAAAUCUGUAACAGUAAAAGGUGAAAAAAUCAGGGGAUAAAAGUAAAGUUUAAUGAAUAUCCUUAUUUCUCUCUUUUUCAAUUGUUUUUUUUUUCCCUUAUCAAGCAAAUGCACUUUCAUUCAAUAAAACCUUGUCAGCGAUUAAAACGAUGUGACAUGCUGCUGACUUGACUUUAACACGGCAGGUAAGCAAUGUUAUUAACACCCAAAUUCUCGUAUUUGGACACUUCAUGUCUUCAUGUUAUGAACAGUUAGAGACAAAAAGAGCUCACUUUAAGUAUAUAUUAUGUAAUUAGAUUGUCUCUGAUUAUGCUCAAACAGUUCUUUAAAUCAAACUGUUGAUCGUAUUUUUCCAGAAAAUAAAUACUGUUUGUUACCAGAAUACUCAUUUGUUACCCAGAGCUAUGUAAUAAAACAGUAAUUAAAAAUGGAAAUGUUCAUAGAAUAUGCACAUGAACAUUUUAUGCAUUUCAUAACAACAAGCAUUUACUGAUAAGUAAGUUACUAUAUGCGUAGUCCAUUACAUUAUGUGCAAGAAUUUUAGUUCUCUUUGUAUUAUGAUUAUCCAUGAAAGAUUCUGGAAACGGAAAGAGUCAGCUCAGGUACGGAAACUGUUAAUCCAGUAUUUUCUUGUGACUAUUUCCGAUAUCCUCUUAUCCCGAGGUAUGGUAUGGGUGCCUUAAAACAUUCCAACCAUUCCAGUUCAACUUUAUCACACUCGUAGAGUAAAUCAAGGCCCUCCUCAUCGCAGCGGAUUAUAGCCCCAUCUAGCAGCCGUAUAUUUUCCGAAAUUUCGCCAUAAAAGGAGGCUUUAGUUUCUAAGCCCCCUCGCGCGCGUUACCACAAGCAGUCCUUUAUAAUUUUGUCAUCAUAGUGAUGAUGCUAAUGUCAACAGAAUUCAUUAUACUUUUAUACCUUCGAAAAAUGCUAGAUUUUAUCACACCAUAUUCAUUCAGAAUAAAUCCAUUUUAUAAAUUUGUUAUAUACCCAUAUCAUAAGACCCUUCAACGCGGAGUCGAAAAGGCAUUUUAGUUUUCUUACUAUCCUCCUAGAUGUUUUCAUAGCCGAAGCAUAUAUGUUUUUUUCUUUUCUUUUUAUAUUAACAAAUUUUAAAGUAAGUUAUGCUAGGUUCUCUCCCGGAGGUCUGAAUUAGUGAGUAAUGAGUGAUGAAGCGACUGGGCUCAUGAGUCCUGUCGAGUUCUGGAGCAAAAAAAAAAGAAAAACAAAAAAACAAAAAAAAACAUCAGUGGUCCAAACACAACCACUAAAUUGAAGAGAUGUCAGGGGUCAAAGAACCUUCGUCGUGGACGAGGGAAUAGGAGCCCUUACAGGACCAGGUCUUUGCGAUGCAAAGGAUUGGAGGGUGGAGCUAAAGACUGUAAUACUUCAGUCCACGCCAAGUCCAUCUCGGCUGUGGUGAAGCCUCUCCUCUAAUCUUCAGAACUUCGUCGAUUUGACAUUGUUAUCUCUUCCAUAGUCAAUCUACAAAUGUUGUUUCAUGAGAAGUUUAGAUGAGGAUUUACAAUAAUUUUAGCUUGGUUGUCCAAAUGGCAUAUUUGGGCAAAUCCGGUAAUUUGCAUAAUUCAAGAUGACCUCCAAGCACUAGCUUGGAAUAACUGAAUUUAAUUACUGUGUGGCAUCGUGAUUUCAAAGGUCAUGGGUACCGAAAAAAAUGAAGACAGGAGACUUUGGGAAGCAAUACGAAGAUUAGAAGGGAAAGCUCUCAUUAUGGUGUUUCUUUUACAGAAUCUAUUAAAUAUGCUAUUCAUCCAAAUACAUCUUCUUCCAGUCUACUACACCUGUUUUCCCUUCUAAUCUUCGUAUUGCUUCCCAAAGUCUCCUGUCUUCAUUUUUUUCGGUACCCAUGACCUUUGAAAUCACGAUGCCACACAGUAAUUAAAUUCAGUUAUUCCAUUUACAGUUCAUUCUUAUGUGAUAGAGGCUGGGUAAAAGCUAAAUAUGACUUGGAUAACCAACAAAUAAAAAUGACACUUAACAUUUAUGAUUCACUUUAAUCACAUUUAUUUUGUUGAAAGGUAUCAGUAGGUGGUUACAUGUGCGACUUGGAAUGCUAGGUAAAUCCAGUUAUUAAAGAAUUAUACAUUUUGAAGAUAUGCAA
This is a messenger RNA of Macrobrachium nipponense, 4835 nucleotides long. RefSeq lists its product as uncharacterized. NCBI's taxonomy places the organism in Eukaryota, Metazoa, Arthropoda, Malacostraca, Decapoda, Palaemonidae. The record is from RefSeq and is a predicted model, not a curated record. The transcript is spliced from 3 exons. The coding region runs from base 459 to 1280 and encodes 273 amino acids.